AUGAAGAAAACAUUGGGCAUCUUUGAUUUUAAAUUGCCGGGUCUGGUGAGCUUAUUGGAUUGUGCAAUGGAAAAUAACGGGUAGGCCGCAGUGCACUAUUUGUUGUAGUCAGUGACAGAGGAAACAUUUCAUCAUACUUGUUGUGUUGUAAUUGGAUCUUUGGAAAACAAUAGAAUCGCAAGACAGUUCGGAUUGUAUUUCGGCGGUCAUAAUUGUUAUGCGGGAACUGGCAAAAUUCUUCGGGUGUUUUGUGAAGAUAUUUUUACUCGAGACUGCAAACGUCACGCCCUAGUUUUCGCGCCAGUAAUCAAAUCAAAUAUUCUGAAUCCUCAAUCAUGUCGGCCGUAGCAUCGUCACCUUGAAAGACGGGACCCAUUUUCCAGCAUCGUUUCAUAAAUCAUCGGAAUCAACCUGGUCGGAACUAUAAGCAUUGUGAGACUAUAAGCUGUUGUGUUGGGGUGAAAAAAAUUGAGCAGUUAAAAUUGCUGAUGACAGAGAGUGUGUACAAAUUAGAGGCCGGCAAGUGCCUUUAAUUGAAUUAUAUUAUUAUUGUCAAGAGUGUCAGUUCAGUCGGACCAGGUGUUACAAUUUAAUCCGUGCAGCGAAUGUCGGUCGUCGCCGUCAUCGGUAAAGGAGUUAUUUGCUGUGGGAAAGCGAGAAAUUGUGGACCACGAUCGUCGCUGUCCGACUUGUGCUUGCUAGGUCAUGAAAACAAUGGCGAGAGGUCGCUAAUGAUGCAAUCUCCGGACGGAUGGUAGUUUCCAUUUAUGAACUAAUUAUUUCUCGACGGAUGGUACCGUUUGGUUUCCUAACCGAAGAUCUCUCUCUCUCUCUCUCUCUCGGUGGGGUUAAGUUUGUGAUUUGAUAGCUUUGCAAGGGGAACUGCGCGCGAUGAUUAUGACCAGCGACAACCUUAACCUUAAUGUUUUGACAAUAAGCGCUUUGCGUCACCUCCGGUGGCGUUGCUGAUGUCCGACUGCUGGCAUUGGCGUUGGAGAGUAGUGCUAGUGAUUCGCGAACAACUUGCAGUGCAGUGAUAGUCAGCGCACUCAUGGCCGAUAGCCGCGAACGAAUACGAGGCCCACCGCGGGAUGGGCGCGAAGGUUUCACCAGUCCGCGGCAGGUACUCAGACGUUUGAUGUUGCUAUCCGAGGGCCGCCAAUAUCGGGAGGCAGCAACUGUGGUUGGACGUCUCGGACCGUCGGUGUUGCGGUCGGUUGUGGCGGAACUACCGAUGGAUAUUCUGAUCGAGGCGCUGCCUCACAGCACCUACCUGCUGGAGUCGUUUUUUAACAGACUGAACGCAGUGAUACCCAACCCAAAACCCGAUGUCCCCAGCGAGGCGAUCAUGUGGCACCUUGUCAAACUAUUUAGCAACCCGCACGAAACUGGCCUCCGGCAGAGAUGUACAAAGCUAGUUCAAGCCAUCGGAAUCUGGCAACCGUCCCUUCGGGAUGCCCUGAUUGCUCGCCGGAAACAACUGGACCAAGCCAUCGAGGGCCUGGGCGUUCAUGGACUCACGGCGGACUACACCGGAACUUUAAUCUCACUUCACAUAGCGUUGAAGAACGAACUGCAGCGACACAUAGAGACCUACAAACAGGCAAUCCACAAGCUGGAGGAGCUUAGUCCCGUCACCGUGAAUCAAGAUCCUGCUCAAUCCUCUCAUCAGCGUCUGCUGGCCAUCUGUCAUGGGGACAUCCAGCAGCGGCUGAUUGACAACAAAACGCUACUUACCAUGCUGGACAAACCGGCUCUCAAGCAGCUUGCUCAGCUAGUGGAAAACCUUUCCCAGCGGGUGCAGAACGAUAAAGAGGUUCUGUUCUGUGUGGGACAGAUCCGGCGAAUCGAUACCUCAGCGAAUACGGAGGAGAGACCUGCAGCUGGCCUGUUGAUGAACUACUCCCGAGGCUGUGAGGCUGUCCUGGGACUGAUGGGACCCCUGUCUGCUCCCAGCAGUCCAACGAGCAACGGUUGCAGCAGCGGAAGCGACGGUUACCACUCCGACUCCGAUAACGAUGAAACUAACUCCGAACUUGUGCGCCAGUAUAUCGUCAUGUACAGCAAGCACCGCAUCGAGACGUUGGAUUCACUCAACAGUUUGAUACAAUUGAAACACGCUCAUCAACUGAAAGCGAAGAUACUUUUUUCGAUCAUUGUGCUAGCAUUUCGCGCCUGCCAUGGCCUCAAGGAACGCAAGGUGCUCGAAGUUCGUCGAACGUUGCACGUGUUGGACGCGAAUGAUGACGCGACGGCAGCCCUGGACCGAGCUGUACGGCAAAAUCUCAAAGAAACCGCGGACCGGUUCCCGAUGGGCGACGUCGAGCGACAGGUUGCCAAUCAGGUACUAUCAACGCUUCAUGAAUAUCCCUGUCUGGAGACCUGUCUGCCACUGAUUCACUACAUCAGCGACUGCGUGCGGCUGGCUUGGAAGAUGUCCAACCAAACCGUACCGUACUAUCUGGAUACUGAUUUUACGUUGGGACUGCUUCAACCGGAAAAGCACGAACGCUAUCCAAUCUCGGAGAAACGGUCCGACAUUAUACGGGCCUUCCUGUGGCCGGCGCUGAUGCAGAACGGACGCUGUGUGUACAAGGCCGUUGUGGCAACCUAGGGCUUGCCCUAAACUCAACAACAUUUGCUCAAAGCUUUUAUUCAGCAUAACUGAAAGGCAUUUCGAUAUAUUAUUAAGAAACCCGAGGAAAACAAAUUGCAUUCAAAUUUAUUUUCCAAAAAAUAACCCCAUUGAGAUAAUUGUUUUUAACCUAUUUUGUCGCGAAUGACAUCGUUAAGAUUUUGUAC
Molecule: messenger RNA, 2802 nt
Organism: Topomyia yanbarensis
Lineage: Eukaryota; Metazoa; Arthropoda; Insecta; Diptera; Culicidae
Exons: 8
Coding region: 1052-2614 (520 amino acids)
Biological process (GO): mitophagy by internal vacuole formation; mitochondrial protein catabolic process
Cellular component (GO): mitochondrial outer membrane
Source: RefSeq, a predicted model, not a curated record